AUGGCCGACUUGCGGCCGAUGCUCAAGGUACCACCGCCAAUAGCUCUCGUGGUGGAUGGUCCCGGUGCCUCUUUUCUUCGUUCGCUGGACAUCGACCGGCUGAACGCCGCAGUACCGUUACCAGUAGAGUCGCAACCCCACAUGCCUAUGCUCAUUCACUCGUUCAUUGAGACCUUUGGGAUGGACCCGCUCCCUGUUGACAGUGGUAGCCUCGCAUUUCUUCUCAAGACGACGUGGAUCCAACAAGCGCUUGCUGAUCCUUGUGCACUGCACACCACCCUUUAUGCCGCGUCAGCCCAUUUGGACGCAUUCCGAGGUGCCAAAAAUAGCAAUAUGACAUUAUAUCACUAUACAAUUGCACUGCGGUUGCUCAAGGAGAAAAUGAACGAUCCAGAUGCAGUAUACAGAGAGGCUUUCAUGGCUUGUGUUGCACCAUUGGUCUUUUUCUCGGUACGUCGGCUGCUUUAG
This is a messenger RNA of Penicillium cataractarum, 468 nucleotides long. Its product is annotated as C6 zinc finger domain protein. The transcript has 3 exons. Lineage: Eukaryota; Fungi; Ascomycota; Eurotiomycetes; Eurotiales; Aspergillaceae. The record is from RefSeq and is a predicted model, not a curated record. Bases 1 to 468 code for a protein of 155 amino acids.